CUUUUUCUCUGUUUCCCUUUAGGUAAUGCAAGACAAAAUCAUAUGCCUUCCACAGAGAACAGCAUCGCCCUCUGACAACGCAAGUGAAGUGGAGGUGAAGUCACUGUUGCACCUGCAAUCCAACAUUUCAGCUGUUCAAGAGAUGACAGGCCUGAAGACGGACCUGGAUCUUCAGCAGUACAGUUUCAUCAAUCAGAUGUGUUAUGAGAAGGCUCUACACUGGUAUGCCAAGUAUUUUCCCUAUUUGGUUCUCAUACACACUGUGGUAUUAAUGGUGUGCAGCAACUUCUGGUUCAAAUUCCCUGGCUCCAGCUCAAAAAUAGAACACUUUAUCUCCAUGCUUGGCAAGUGCUUUGACUCUCCCUGGACCACGCGAGCUUUGUCGGAAGUGUCCGGAGAAAAUCCUGAAGAGAAGGACAGUAAGAAGACCAGUACUUUUAAGUCCAACAUCACAGUGUGUCCUGGAGAAGAAAGUGUAGAGAAGACACAGUCGCUCCGGUCAAUCCCAGAGAAGAUUGUAGUUGAAAAACCAUCCGCAAGUGUCCUUGAUAAAAAAGAGGGCGAACAAGCCAAAGCUCUUUUUGAAAAGGUGAAGAAGUUCCGUCUGCAUGUUGAAGAAGGGGACAUUCUUUACCUGAUGUAUGUUCGGCAAACGGUCGUCAAGGUGUUUAAAUUCCUACUAAUCAUUGCCUAUAAUAGUUCUUUAGUGAAUAAGGUGCGGAACAGAGUUCACUGUGAGGUGGAGAUCCAGGACAUGACAGGCUACAAAGAGUUUGAGUGUAAUCACACUAUGGCCCAUCUGUUUUCUAAGCUGUCCUACUGUUACCUGUGCUUAGUGGCUGUGUAUGGAUUAACAAGCCUUUACACCUCCUACUGGCUGUUUUACCGCUCACUGAAAGAAUACUCCUUUGAGUAUGUGCGGCAGGAAACAGGCAUCAACGACAUCCCAGAUGUCAAAAAUGACUUUGCCUUCAUGCUACAUAUGAUUGACCAAUAUGACCCGCUGUAUUCCAAAAGAUUUGCAGUUUUUUUGUCUGAGGUCAGCGAGAACAAGCUCAAACAGCUCAACCUGAACCAUGAGUGGACUGCAGAGAAGCUGCGCCUGAGACUCCAGACUAACGCCAAUAACAGACUAGAACUUCAGCUGUUCAUGCUUCCUGGGUUACCUGACACUGUCUUUGAGUUGACAGAGCUGCAGUCACUCAAGCUCGAAAUGAUCAACAAUGUCACCGUGCCUGCCUCCAUCUCUCAGCUGGCAGACCUGCAGGAGCUGUCUCUUUAUCAAUGCUCUUUAAAGUUGCACACAACAGCUACCUCCUUCCUCAAAGAGAACCUGAAAGUGCUUCGUGUGAAGUUCGAUGAUAACAGGGAGCUUCCAAACUGGUUGUAUGGCCUGCGCAACUUGGAGGAGCUCGCUCUCACUGGAUCCCUCAGCCCCGAUGCCUCGAAGAAUAUAGUUCUUGAGUCACUGCGGGAGAUGAAAUGUUUGAAAACACUUUCCCUGAAAAGUAAUUUGACCAAGAUACCUCAGUCGAUAGUGGAUGUUUCCAGCCAUCUGCAGCGGCUGUACUUGCACAAUGAUGGCACUAAACUCGUGAUGCUCAACAAUCUAAAAAAGAUCCCCAAUCUGCUCGAGCUGGAGUUAGUGCGUUGCGAUCUGGAACGCAUCCCGCAUGCAGUCUUCAGCCUCACAAAUCUCCAAGAGCUCGAUCUGAAAGAGAACAACAUUCGGUCAAUAGAGGAGAUCAUCAGUUUCCAGCAUCUUCGAAAGCUCACUUGCCUUAAACUUUGGUACAACAGCAUCAUGUACAUCCCAGAGCAUAUCAAAAAGCUUGGCAGCCUCGAGCGCCUCUACUUCAGCUACAACAAGAUUGAGAUUUUGCCUUCGCACUUGUUCCUCUGCAACAAGCUGCGGCACUUGGACCUGUCCAACAAUGACAUCCGAUUCAUCCCUCCAGAAAUCGGAGUCCUCCAGAGUCUGCAGUAUUUUUCUGUCACAUGUAACAAAAUCGAAAACCUACCAGAUGAGCUCUUCUUUUGCAAGAAGCUCAAAACGCUAAAGCUUGGGAAGAACUCGCUGUCCAUAAUCUCACCAAAAAUUUCCUACCUAGCUCUGCUGACAUAUCUGGAGCUCAAAUGCAACCACUUUGAGUUCCUGCCGAAGGAGCUCGGGUACUGUCGUGCUUUGAAGCGCACUGGCCUUAUAGUGGAAGAUGCACUGUUUGAAACUUUGCCUUCAGACAUCAGGGACCAAAUGAAGGCGGAGUGAGACACUUCAUUGUAGCCGCAGUGCCUGCUGUUCGCUCUGUCCACGAGUUCCCAGCCCGACUUUUGUAUGAGGUCUGAACCAUGAAGUAUUACACAACUGUUUAAAAGAUUCCUCAAUGGAUGGAUACAUUAUUUAUUUGUAUGUUGUCACAUAAAGCUGCUACAGAGAUGCUAGUUCUGUUAUUAGCUUUUGACACGUUAUCCAUCCAUUAAUCUUUAAGGAAUAUUUUUUUGGCAUUUUGGGAAAUAUAGCAUUUCACUGAAGAAUAGAAAACUAGUAAAAAUCCACAUUUCUAUGUUAAAUGUUCAGUGACACCCAGAAGGUAAGGAUAAGGAUCAUAGGUAGGUGGAAGCCUUUCGCCUGUCUGAUGAUGGGGAGUGUUACAUUUUAUUGUCUUAAUUUGAUUGUUUUGUUAUGAACACAAAAAGGAGUUGUUCCAAUAUGGAUACCAGUAUAAGAAAUGUGUCACAUUCAGCCGGAAAUGCCAAAAUAGGGCUCCAAUCCUGUUCCACAUCAGAUAAUGCUAGAAAUGAUUUCUUAUUCACAGCUCCAAUACAGCAGUUGUGCACGAAUGUAAUUUAUCAUAGUGGAGCGUUAGCCAGUGUUAGCUAGCAUCAGCCUUUUUUUGUAAGUAAAAUGGUAACACAUUCUUCAGUAUGACUGGAAAUUUGGAUAACUGCAUUUUUUGUUUGUUUUUCAAAUGGUUAAAAACGAGUGAGGCAAUUCAACCAUUAAAUCAGUAAUCAUUCCUAUACAGCUUUACAUUUAUACUCAAUUUUCUUCUGUUUUAAGUCCAUACAUUCCAAACAUUAUCUCCCUCACUACCCUACAUACCUCUGUGUAUCUUUUGUGUUGGUAUGGAUAUUUACCCAAUGCUUCCUCUCGAUGGCAGUGCCGAGUACCGAGUUGCAGGCAUCAACAAACAUAGAGACCAUUAUUGUAUUGGUCAGUGAGUGAAGCCGAGCUCCUGGCUGUCACUCUCUGUUUUCUGGUCAGCAAGUAUGUUUUACAGUUGUUUCGCUGCAACUGUAGGUUGUUUCUUUACCCUUUUUCCUGACUGAUUGGACCAUUGACUCUUUACUGCUCCCACAAUUUCCAGUGGCAUUGAUCCAUUUCAUCCAUCAGAGUAUAAAUUGGCCUUUAAAAUAGGUCAUAUAGGUUGUGUGUACACUGGUGUAGGUUGGUAGGCAUUUUGGCUUAGAAGCAAAUUUCAGGUAUUGGAAUCGGUGUCACUGUGUUCAUCAUACUUUUUGGAAAGAAAGCAAAUUAGCAUAUUUUCCAAAAUGUACCUAUAGCACAAUUUUGAGUGCCACAUACAAAUUGUACUGAAUGUAAAUCAAAGCUGAAAACCUCAUGUUAUGAUGCAUUGAAUUGAGUGUUAAGAAAAGCGCUAUAAAAUUAUGAUGUAUUAUUAUUAUUAUUAUUAUUAUAAUAUGUUUUUAUGUUGCCUUUAUAAAGCUUUAUUUUCUUCAAAAGACUGUUAAUAAAGUGAACUGCAGGGGAAAUGCAAAAUAGUACAUGCUGUAUCCUGUCUAAACAAAUAUGUGUUGUAGAAAGAUACCGUUUAAGUGCAUUAAACUUAAAGGACUAUGCCAUGCUGUCUUUCUCCAGUUCCUGUAAUAUGCGAACAUAGAGUGUAGUGUAUUAAAAUUGUAUUUUCUUAAACAGCAUUAUUUUGUUGCUCAAUAAAGAUAAAUUUCUUUUUGUGGAUGUCA
Messenger RNA from Solea solea (common sole), 3984 nucleotides. RefSeq names its product leucine rich repeat containing 8 VRAC subunit C (gene lrrc8c). The coding region runs from base 26 to 2269 and encodes 747 amino acids. The record is from RefSeq and is a predicted model, not a curated record. The transcript has a single exon. Lineage: Eukaryota; Metazoa; Chordata; Actinopteri; Pleuronectiformes; Soleidae. Gene Ontology annotation, molecular function: protein binding.